Salvelinus sp. IW2-2015 is the source of this 1033-nucleotide messenger RNA. Its product is annotated as YY1-associated factor 2-like. Gene Ontology annotation, cellular component: nucleus. Gene Ontology annotation, biological process: positive regulation of DNA-templated transcription. Gene Ontology annotation, molecular function: DNA binding; transcription coregulator activity. NCBI's taxonomy places the organism in Eukaryota, Metazoa, Chordata, Actinopteri, Salmoniformes, Salmonidae. The record is from RefSeq and is a predicted model, not a curated record.
ACGUGAUCAUCAUCCCUCGACUCGACUGGAGUUUUCAGGACAACUGAGAGAGCGGCUUUGGUCAUUUGCCUGUCAAAUUAACCAAUAUUGAGCUCAAACAAAUAUAGGUUUUAUACGAUGGGAGACAAGAAGAGCCCCACAAGGCCGAAGCGGCAACCCAAGCCCUCCUCGGACGAUGGAUACUGGGACUGUAGCGUCUGUACGUUCAGGAACACCGCCGAAGCUUUCAAGUGCAUGAUGUGCGAUGUCAGAAAGGGAACGUCAACACGGAAGCCUCGCCCUGUCUCMCAACUUGUCGCCCAGCAAGUCACUCCACAGUUUGCUUCACCCACACAACCCAAAAAAGAGAAGAAGGAGAAAUCGGAGAAAGAUAAGAGUGAAAAGGAACCAACACUGAAAAAGAACAGCCACAAGAAGAUGAGGCCCAGRUUAAAAAACGUGGACCGGAGCAGUGCCCAGCACCUGGAGGUUACGGUGGGCGACCUGACGGUCAUAAUCACAGACUUUAAGGAGAAAACCAAGCCCGCCUCCACUCCUUCCAGUGCUGCCUCGGCAGACCAGCACAGCCAGAGCGGCAACACUAGUUCUGACAACACUGAAAGGGGGGUGUCACGGUCGUCCUCACCUCGGGGGGAGGGCUCGUUGGUUAACGGAGAGACUCACUAACCCUACUCCCUCCCCCAUUUCCUCCCUACUCACCCAACUUAGUCUCAUGGAACAAGACAAGUGUGUCUCUGAAUAUUGCAUACAAUUCUAGCAUGGAAGAUUACACCCAAUGCAACAACCCCAUGUCUGGUACUCCUCACCCCAACAUGCGUAAAUACCACCACCAGUUCCAAUUGGGUUGGAUACUACACUGCUUUCCUGUGAUGAGCAAGUAUAAUGACUGGGCUUUUGGUGCUGGGAGKACGCUGAGUAUCAUCAACGUAUUGGUUUCAGCCAAGAUCUGGGUUGUGUUCAGUAGACACCAAACAGAAGAAAAAUGGACUGAAGCUAGAAAGGUGGGUGAUACCUGGACCUGUCCAAUAAGAAA